AUGGCGGACGACGACCAGAUGCAGCGGCCUGGGGUUUGUCAUCACAGGCGGGCCGACCCUCACGAGGAUGUCUAUCUGCGAUGGGACGGGGCUCACGAUCGGAAGGAUUUGGCUUCAUCGGCGGCGACCAUUAGGGCAAGGACGGAGGGUUUCGGCGUGCGGGUUUUGGCUACGCUGUGGGGGACAGACGAAAGCAUCGCGGAGGGCCAGAAGUCACUGAGGGUGAGCAGUUUCGGCAGGACUGGGGCUGGCAUGAUGGUCGGGACUUCACCAUCGAAGGUUCAUAGAGCUAAAGAGUGCCUGGAAACUCUUUACCAGCCAAAAGAGCCAGGCAUGAGUUGA
Molecule: messenger RNA, 342 nt
Organism: Striga asiatica
Lineage: Eukaryota; Viridiplantae; Streptophyta; Magnoliopsida; Lamiales; Orobanchaceae
Source: the annotation of a GenBank genome assembly